This is a messenger RNA of Dendrobium catenatum, 1013 nucleotides long. RefSeq lists its product as uncharacterized. Lineage: Eukaryota; Viridiplantae; Streptophyta; Magnoliopsida; Asparagales; Orchidaceae. Bases 163 to 819 code for a protein of 218 amino acids. The transcript is spliced from 5 exons. The record is from RefSeq and is a predicted model, not a curated record.
UCUCUCUUCCCCCGCUCUGUUUCUCUCUAUCUCUUCCGCUCUCUCUCUCUCUCUCUCUCUCUCGCUUUCUUUGUCUCUUCGCUCUCUCUCUUUCCAUUAUCUUCCUUGUUCAAAGAAAGAUCCGCCUUCCUUUCCUUCUGUGCAAUAUCGUAAGGUCUUCAGAUGGAGAAAGAAGCAAGGGGCAACCUUCGACCCCUAAGAGGAGCUCCGGAGGCGGACUUCCUCUUGCAGUGGGGGAAUCGGAAGCGGCCUCGUUGCGUCAAGGUUAGAUCAGCCACCGGCGGGACUCUACCGGGCCGAUCGGAGGGCCAGCGAAGGGCGACGGCGAGGGUCAGUCGACGGGUCAUCAGAUCCGACAAGGAUCUUCCUUCUCCUCCAACUCCAGCCCUAAGGAGGUCGGAGUCAGCCGGGAGCGAGAACGCGAAGCCCAGGUCAGAUUCGGCUUCUCCCGAUAAAGAGGAUCGGUUUUAUCCUACAAGAGGCUCAGUGGCCGCCGCCGGCGAUGAGAACGGCAUCGGAGGAUGUGGAGGAGUAGGAGGGGAGGAUAGAGUGGGCGCGGCGGCCACAGUGAUGCCUAGAUUCUUCAUCUCACUUUCAAACAAAGAAAAGGAAGAGGAUUUCCUGGCGAUGAAGGGCUGCAAGUUGCCGCAACGGCCGAAGAAGCGGUCGAAGAUUCUGCAGAAAAGCUUGCUUUUGGUGAGCCCUGGAGCAUGGCUGACGGAUUUAUCAUACGAGAGAUAUGAGGUCAGGGAAAAGAGAAGUUCGAGAAAGAGGAGGAGAGGGCUGAAGGCUAUGUGCCUGGAAAGCGAUUCAGAAUGAGUAGGAAAUAGAAUGAAAAAUUGGAAAUUUGAAUGAAAUAUGGUGUAUUUUUUGUUGGAGGGGAUGAGUUUUGAUGAUCUGUUCUGUAAAAUUACUUUCUUUUGUUUUAAUUGAUAUAGUUCUUACUCAGAUCUGGAAGGAUUUUUUUUUUCCUGCUAUGCUGAGGAUUAGAACUCUGGUGAGGAUUCUUCUUC